AUGGCUCUUGAUUUACGUCUUGAAAAUCCAUUUAAUCACAUAUUUGAGAAUUUUGUCAAAGAUUUAAACGACGUUAGUCAACGUAAUAUUGCAAAUCGAGGAGUUCGUCCUUGGGCACCAUUAUUGGAUUUACACGAAAAUAACAACGAAUAUAUUAUGAGCACUGAAUUACCCGGAAUUAAAAAAGAGGAUAUUAAGAUUGAUAUUCGGGACAAUAUACUCUAUAUUUCUGGUGAAACUAAAGAGGAAAAAAAAUCAGAAGAAGGAACAACUCAUAUUCAAGAACGCCGAUGGGGUUCUUUCUCUCGUGCACUUUCACUUCCACGUAAUGUGAAAGCUGAUGAUGUCGUUGCUAAAUACGAGAACGGUGUCCUUGAGGUUAAAAUUCCUAAAGCUGAACCAUCUGGCAAAAAAAUCACCAUCAAAUAA
Molecule: messenger RNA, 429 nt
Organism: Entrophospora candida
Lineage: Eukaryota; Fungi; Glomeromycota; Glomeromycetes; Entrophosporales; Entrophosporaceae
Source: the annotation of a GenBank genome assembly